This is a messenger RNA of Nicotiana attenuata, 1062 nucleotides long. RefSeq lists its product as uncharacterized. The record is from RefSeq and is a predicted model, not a curated record. The transcript is spliced from 3 exons. NCBI's taxonomy places the organism in Eukaryota, Viridiplantae, Streptophyta, Magnoliopsida, Solanales, Solanaceae. Bases 452 to 928 code for a protein of 158 amino acids.
CCCUCUCACAAAACCCCCCUUCCGCUUAUCCCCUACCUGCAGGCUGCAGCUUCAGCGGUUCUUUAUACUCCUCCCCCCUCCCCACCCCCCACACCCCCCGGUUUUCUCCGGCAAUGGUUUUCACAGUGAGUGUGCCAUAAUUAUGCUCAUAGUCGUCAGGUGUGUAAGUGUAUUGCUUAGUUUCUCCAUAAAAAGAAAAAGUUUCAAUUUUUAUAAAGAGUCGACAUUGUAAAAGUUUAUAUUACUCUUCUAUUUUCGGCUUUGAUUCUUCUCUUUACAUGCUUUUCUUGAGCGUCUAUCGGAAAUUAGCUCUCUACAUUCACAAGGCAGUGGUAAGGUGUGCAUACACACUACCCUUCGCACACCCUACUUGUGGGACCGUAUCGGUUGCAGAGGCUUAAUCUGAAACUGUUGAAAUCAGGGAGAGCACGAGGAGAAAUAUAAGUAGAUAAUGGCAAAAUCUUCCCAACCACCUCAAAAUGGGAAGGAGGAGAUGAAAGAGAUUGAUACUGCGAAUGCCAGCAACAAUAACGAGAGCAGCAAAAAGAAGGCGACAAGAAAGUUGCCAAGCCCGAAAGAGCUUGUAUCACACUAUGAAUCGCAAGGUAUGGACUCCCAAGAAGCUUCCUUUAAGGUUAUUGACGAUCUCCAGGGUGCUCUCUUCAGGAUGGUCAGCUCUUCUCGAAAUGACAAGAAUCGCAAUAAUAGGAACAUGUCAUCCGAAACCUCCAGAAAACUUGAUGUCAUAAAUGCUCGACUUCUUAGCCUUGAUAUGAAAGUUGACUCCAAGCCUGGCUACCCUCAAACCCUUGCCAUCGGAUUGGCCGCUGGUGGCCUUCUUCAAGUGCUCCCUCGUGUUGCAAAUUCGGUUGUCCAAAUUUGGAAUACUGUUAGAAGUGCUACAAACUCAACCAGUCAUAGAUCAUAAAUCUUGUUGGUUGGCAUGUUUGCUUCCAGUCAUGGUACUUUUACUUUUGAAGUAGGAAUUCUUUUGAAUUUAUGAUUGCCAACAAAUAGAAUAUUGUCCUCUAGGGGCCUUUCUUCGUUACAAAUGUUGUGCUA